AUGGGAUUGUUCAAGAAUUAUCGAGUUUAUGUCUUGACGACAGUGGCCUACUCCGGGUCCCUGCUCUUUGGGUUUGAUACCGGAGUAAUGGGCAGUGUCCUAGCCAUGUCCAGUUUCAAGAAUGAUUUCGGGCUCCCAACGGGAUCCGAUGGUUUUGCAGACUCACAGAAUGCCCAGGUCUCCUCCAACGUGGUGUCUCUGUUAACAGCCGGCUGUUUUUUUGGUGCUAUCUUCGCUGCUUUCCUCAAUGACCACCUCGGACGUCGCUACUCCCUCAUGAUCCUUACUGUGGUGUUCCUGAUUGGAGCUGCCCUUCAGGUUGGCGCAAGUCAUGCUAUUGGCAUGAUUUAUGCUGGCCGUGUCGUGGCUGGGUUGGGCAUCGGUGGAAUGUCCAGUAUUACACCAGUGUUUGUGGGUGAGAGCUGUCCCCCGGAGAUCCGAGGACGGAUUGCGGGUCUGUUCCAAGAAUUUCUAGUCAUCGGAAGCACAUUCGCGUACUGGCUGGAUUAUGGAGUGGCACUGCGCAUCGAGCCUAGCACAAAGCAAUGGCGGAUUCCCGUCGCCAUCCAGCUCAUCCCGGGCGGGCUUAUGUUGAUUGGACUCUUCUUUCUCAAAGAGUCCCCUCGCUGGCUGACUAGUAAAGGCCGUCAUGAAGAGGCGCUUCACUCUUUGGCGUAUAUUCGAAACGAGCCUAUCGGCAAUGAGGCCGUGCAGACAGAACUGGCUGAGAUCCGUGCCUCCAUCGAAGAGGAAAGAGCCGCAACAGAAGGGCUGACAUGGAAGGAGUUCCUUCAGCAGAGCAACCGAAACCGCUUCGUAUUUGCGUUUGUACUCAUGCUUUGUCAGCAGUUCUCAGGCACGAAUAGUAUCGGAUAUUAUGCGCCGCAGAUCUUCCAGACCAUCGGUCUCAGCGCGACCAACUCCUCUCUUUUUGCCACCGGCGUGUACGGAACCGUCAAGGUCGUCGCGACGGCAGUCUUCUUGUACAUUGGUAUUGAUCGUUGGGGACGGAAGAAGAGUCUUAUAGGUGGCUCGAUCUGGAUGGCUUCCAUGAUGUUUAUCAUCGGUGCCGUCUUGGCCACACACCCGCCUGACACAUCCGCGUCAGGAGUUUCCUCGGCCUCUAUUGCCAUGGUCGUCAUGAUCUAUCUUUAUGUCAUCGGCUACAGUGCCUCAUGGGGGCCAACCCCUUGGGUCUAUCUGAGUGAGAUUUUCCCAACUCGCCUACGUGCAUAUGGCGUUGGCCUUGGAGCAAGCAGCCAAUGGCUGUUCAACUUCGUUGUCACCGAAUUUACACCCCACGCGGUGCACAACCUGGGCUGGCGGACGUUCCUGAUGUUCGGCAUCUUCUGCGUGGCCAUGGGUGUCUUUGUCUUGUUCUUCGCCAAGGAAACCAAAGGCCGCUCCUUGGAGGAGAUGGACGUUCUCUUUGGGGCAGUCGAUGAAAAUGAGCGACGCGCUGCAGUGGAACAUAAAUUGAACAAGGGCGUGGCUACUCACAUCGAGCGGACCGAGGAUGACAAAGUCUAG
This is a messenger RNA of Aspergillus alliaceus, 1530 nucleotides long. Its product is annotated as sugar porter family MFS transporter. The record is from RefSeq and is a predicted model, not a curated record. Gene Ontology annotation, cellular component: membrane. The transcript has 3 exons. Gene Ontology annotation, molecular function: carbohydrate:proton symporter activity. The coding region runs from base 1 to 1530 and encodes 509 amino acids. Gene Ontology annotation, biological process: carbohydrate transport; transmembrane transport. Lineage: Eukaryota; Fungi; Ascomycota; Eurotiomycetes; Eurotiales; Aspergillaceae.